AAACCUCCACGGACUCACUCUCUUCUCCUCGAUUACAAUCGCCGAUUAAAAACCAACAAAAUGAAGGCGGAGCUAAAUUUACCGGCGGGAUUCCGAUUUCACCCGACGGACGAAGAGCUAGUGAAGUUCUAUCUCUGCCGGAGAUGCGCGUCGGAGCCGAUCACCGUUCCGGUGAUCGCGGAGAUUGAUCUGUACAAGUUCAAUCCGUGGGAGCUUCCAGACAUGGCUUUGUACGGAGAGAAAGAAUGGUACUUCUUCUCACACCGAGACCGGAAAUACCCAAACGGUUCGCGUCCAAACCGGGCAGCUGGAACCGGUUAUUGGAAAGCGACUGGAGCUGAUAAACCGAUCGGUAAACCGAAGACGUUGGGGAUUAAGAAAGCGCUUGUCUUCUACGCAGGGAAAGCUCCGAGAGGAGUGAAGACGAAUUGGAUUAUGCACGAGUAUCGCCUCGCUAAUGUUGACCGGUCUGCUUCUUCGAACAGGAUGAACAACUUAAGACUUGAUGAUUGGGUGUUAUGUCGGAUUUACAAUAAGAAAGGAACGGUGGAGAAGUAUUAUCCGGCGGAUGAGAAAGAGAGGGUGAUGAUGGUGAUUACUAAUACUACUACGACGUCGGAUUCGAAAUGCUCGAGUCACGUGAUUUCACCGGACGUCACGUGUUCCUCCGAGGUUCAGAGCGAGUCGAAAUGGGUUGAUCUUGAGGACGCGUUUGAUGCGUCCAUGUUUGGUUCCUUGCUGCAAAAUGACGCUUUUGUCCCUCAGUUUCCGUAUCAGUCUGAUUUCGCCGCUAUGUUCGAGGACCCGCUGGAGCAGAAACCCUUCUUCAAUUGGAGUUUUGGUUCUCAGGGGUAAAGUUGUAAAGAGCAUAGAGUUUGAAAGCUUUCUCAGAGUACCCGGCAAAAAGCACCGGAGGGGGAACUCGGUGUCGGAUCCUGACCCGGAAACCAAGCUGGGCUAAACAAGUUACUGAGACUUUCAACACUUCAGGUUAUUCAACAUCUGAUGAAAGGACAAAUGAAGUUGUCCACUGGUCUAUCAGACACUCAUCAGCAAGAUUGACGUAUGUUUUUAUGUUUUGUUUUGUUUUUUUUUUCUGGUCGAAAAAAAAAAAAAAAAAGAACUGUAAAAGAAACCGAACUGUAAAAGGAGUUUCAAAAAAAAAAAAAACU
Brassica oleracea var. oleracea is the source of this 1172-nucleotide messenger RNA. RefSeq names its product NAC domain-containing protein 102-like. The record is from RefSeq and is a predicted model, not a curated record. The transcript is spliced from 3 exons. The coding region runs from base 61 to 855 and encodes 264 amino acids. NCBI's taxonomy places the organism in Eukaryota, Viridiplantae, Streptophyta, Magnoliopsida, Brassicales, Brassicaceae. Gene Ontology annotation, molecular function: DNA binding. Gene Ontology annotation, biological process: regulation of DNA-templated transcription.